GCGCGAACGGAUAGGAUGCUUUCGUAAAUUUGUUGUCUGCAUCAGCUGGAAACACGUGUGCAGCUGUGUGUUGUCACAUUCGCCGUCCACAAUGUCCAAUUUCCUAAGUAUCGCUGUGUCAGUGACCUGCAUCAAGUUGCUGUUCAUAACUGCCUACCGAUCCACGGACUUCGAGGUACACCGAAACUGGUUGGCAAUCACUCACUCCCUGCCAACGUCGAAAUGGUACUUCGAGAACACAUCCGAAUGGACGCUGGAUUACCCACCAUUGUUCGCCUGGUUCGAAUACGUAUUGUCCCUGGCAGCUCGAUUCGUGGAUCCUGGGAUGCUAGAAAUAGCUAACCUCAACUAUGCCAGCUCUGCAACCAUCUACUUUCAAAGGCUUACGGUUAUCUUAUCCGACCUGAUUCUUAUUUAUGCCGUUUGGGUAUGGCAAGGGCUGAUUUCACCAAGAAAGGGAGACCGCUCGUCUAAGCACGAUGACCCCUGGCUCGAUAAGACCACUGUGCUCUCAAUGUUGUUUCUUUGGAACCCUGGAUUGCUGCUCGUUGAUCAUGUGCACUUCCAGUACAAUGGUUUCCUUCAUGGAAUCCUACUGCUUGCUACAGCCCGCCUCUUUCAGGGGCGCUGUGUUGAAGCCACGUUGUGGUUCACCAUUCUGCUUAAUCUGAAGCACAUCUAUUUGUAUGUAGCUCCAGUAUUUUUCGUGUACCUCUUGAGAAACUACUGUUUUGCACAGUCCCAUGGAAAAGCCCCUCAAUCGUUGCUUUGGAGGUUUCAGCCCAUCCAUUUCUUAAGGUUGGCUGGAACUGUGCUGCUGGUUUUUGCCGUUUCACUGUGGCCAUUCUUGAGCAAGGCUCAGCUGACGCAGAUGCUUCAGAGGCUGUUCCCCUUCAAAAGGGGUCUCUGCCACGCCUACUGGGCUCCUAACUGGUGGGCACUCUAUGCAGCUGUGGAUAGAGUGCUGGCAUUUGCAGGUUAG
Dermacentor silvarum is the source of this 982-nucleotide messenger RNA. Its product is annotated as probable dolichyl pyrophosphate Glc1Man9GlcNAc2 alpha-1,3-glucosyltransferase. Gene Ontology annotation, cellular component: endoplasmic reticulum membrane. Gene Ontology annotation, molecular function: dolichyl pyrophosphate Glc1Man9GlcNAc2 alpha-1,3-glucosyltransferase activity. NCBI's taxonomy places the organism in Eukaryota, Metazoa, Arthropoda, Arachnida, Ixodida, Ixodidae. The coding region runs from base 92 to 982 and encodes 296 amino acids. The transcript has 7 exons. The record is from RefSeq and is a predicted model, not a curated record. Gene Ontology annotation, biological process: protein N-linked glycosylation.